Messenger RNA from Cheilinus undulatus (humphead wrasse), 10749 nucleotides. RefSeq names its product BAH domain and coiled-coil containing 1b (gene bahcc1b). Bases 335 to 8590 code for a protein of 2751 amino acids. The record is from RefSeq and is a predicted model, not a curated record. The transcript has 28 exons. NCBI's taxonomy places the organism in Eukaryota, Metazoa, Chordata, Actinopteri, Labriformes, Labridae. Gene Ontology annotation, molecular function: chromatin binding.
GAUGCGUCUCUCCCAUACCUCAACUGAGUGCACGGCUCAGUCUGCAGCAGCAUAGGAUGUAAUCAAUCCCACAUGUUUCACCUUUGCGACUCGGGGAUUUUCACUUUGAAUAUUUUUCUACUUUCUCUUUCAUUCUACACUACUCACCCAGAAAUGGAUAUAACUCACCAGACAUGACGGGGACUCAGUUUCUACCCUGCAAAGCCAAAACUCCGCUCAAUGCGAGGGGAGCCCGAAGUUCAUAAAAGGGAUUAUUUUGCAUCUGGGUGCCUGAGACCUUCGGUGCCUCCGGAUUUUACUCUGGGAUUUGGGAUUUAUCGCUUCUGAAACCGGGAUGGAAAGCCGAGAUUUCGCUCCUCCGCACCACCUCCUGACGGAGCGGAGCGCGUUGGUUCACAGCGCCGCGUCUCGGAUGGCGCCAAGCGGACACGGCUCCGUGCAGCACCCCGCUCACUUCCAGCCCGGGAAGUACUUCUCAUCCCACCUCUCCAUGGCUCCGCACUCAGGUGCUUCCUUCAUGGGUUCCUUCCUGGCCAGCAGCCUGGGGUCCCCGCCCUCCCACCCUCCUCACCCCUCGGGACCCGCUGCCUCCCCAUCCUCCCCCUCCUACAGGGCUGGACCCCAUUCGAGGGCUUCCCCUAUCUGGUUUCCACAUUCACAUGAAGGGUACCCUGGCUAUUCAGGAAGUCUUGCUUCUCCUUUUCUCCCCAUGAGUCCCUUGGAUCACCACAGCAACAGUCUCUAUGGACAGCACCGCUUCUAUGAAACUCAAAAAGAUCACUUUUACCUGCGCGGCCUUCCUCCCCAGCCCCCUCUUCUCUCCACAAGUCACAGCCUUCCUACACUGUCAAGGGCUGCCCCAGGCCACCCACUUGGCUCCUGCAGCCGAGAGACAGACAAUGGGGGAGGAGGCGGGAAGAGCACCAAGGAUGUGGUUGACAAAGGAGCACCAACCAUGUCAAAAAUUAAGGAGCGAUCGAGCAGCAAGGAGCGGCAUCAGGAGAGCAAAGACAAACAACAUCAGCUCCACCAUCACCAUCUUCAUCAGACAAAUCCUGCCACCACUACAUCCGGCCACAGUCACCAAGCCUACUCUCACCCCCACCAUGCUCUCCUUCCUCACCUCACACCACAGGGCAGAGAAGAGGAGCACAGACAUUCUUUGGAGCGUCAUAAGGAUUACAGAGACAAUGACUCAGGCAAUCAGGAGACAAAACAUUUAAGUUCCUGCAAACUGUCCGGUGGUUCAGUUGCAGAGGCUGGUUCUGGAGGAAAAGGGGGAGCACUGAGCAGCUGUAGUGUUGGAGGAGUAGGGAGACCUCCUUCAGGAGGUGGCAGGCGGUGCUCCAAGGAUGGACCCAUAAAUGGGGAGAUGAGGAUCAGCGAAUCCUCAGCUUCUUCUAAUGAAUGUAUGAGAAGAGGUGCAGCGGCAGUUACAGCCAUUCUGGCACCUCCAUCAACACACUCUGUGCCGUCGUACUCCAUGCCUCCUCCUCCCCCUCCACCACCUCCUCCUCAUGCCUUGCACAUGGGCUCUACAGUCACAGGAGGGUGGCUACACCCUGCACAUCACCAUCCCCACCCUGACUUUUACUGUCCUCCAGCCCCUCUUUCACUAACGCCCUCAAAAGACCCACCACUUGGAGGGUCCAGCCGGGAGGCAAAAGUCAUCGGCCCAACUUAUGUACCUUCGGUGGGGCCACUGGGAGACCUGGCAGGAACUGACUGUCGUGGAGCAGGAGGAGGUGGGGGAAAGGUGGAUGACAAGAGUGGAGAAGGAUCUUACGAAAGUCCCUCAAGUCAUCUCAGCAGACUCAGUAGUUGCCAAAAGAAAGACAAAUCCCACACACAGCAGCAGCAGCAGCUGGGAUAUGGCAAAGCAGAUAAACCUCCUGACUGGAGCCAACAGAUGCAGAACCAACACAAAUCCAGCCUUAACCCCAUUUCAACCACAGAACUGCGGUCCUGCAGCCGGGACACAUCUUCAUCCUUCAGAGAUGUAGAGCCUGUGGAAGAUGUGUACCGGCCUUCACUUCCACUUGAUGCGCAAGGAGCACACACUGGUGCUGGACAGGGUACAGCCAAGAAUGGCCCAGACACAAGCACCCCUCCUUUCAGGGACUGUUCCCUAUCAGGUCCUCUUCCUGAUGGGAGGAUUGGGUCAGGGGGAUCAGCCCAAAGAGAGGGGCAGAAGGUAGCAAGGAUACGACAUCAGCAGCAUAGCAGUCACGGAGCAAGUACCGAGGAGAGGGGAAGAGAUGGAGGUCCACCAGCACCUACAUGGAUGUCUCAAGGCUACCAAGAGGAACAGAGGAAAAGCUCCCAUCAUGCAUCAGAUAGCGAUGAAGUAAGAAGUGUCAGCAACAGAUCUUCUGCUAGUGACCAUAACCAGCCUCAUUCUCAACCCCCUCCUCUUCAGUCCCGCUCCUCAUCGCUCACCACUGAGGGUGAGGGCAGUGCCAUGAAGAACCUAAUGAACUACAGCUCCCAGCAGCCUUUGCUUCUGCCACAGCGGGGCCCUUUUGGAGGCCUGGGCUGCCUCAAGCAGGGUGGAGAAAGAUCAGAGAAGGGGGAUAGAGGCGGGGCCAAAAGCAACACCUCCCAGCAAGAUCCUCCCAAACAGUCGCUCCCUCCUCGUCGAGGUUCAACUAAUGAAGGAGAAAGGGGUGACAGAGGUGGGAAGGAGGCAGGGGAGGCUGGCGAGGGGGAGGUGCGACAGCCUCCUGUGGGUAUUGCUGUUGCAGUAGCCAGGCCCCCUCAUCGUUCCCCAGACAACACCCCUGGACACAGCAGACAGGGCAGGGUGCUGCCCAGCAUGAAAGGGGUGUCCCGCCCUGUGUAUCCUCUUGGUCGUGAAGCAGAGGAGAGGAAGAGGAUGACAGAGGAGCAAAUCAGCCUUCAUCACCUGGACAGAGACAGAGAAAUGAUCAUCAGGGAAAAUAAGGAUCGUGUGGAGUUUGCCAGGAUUCACCCUUCUAGUAGUUGCCACGGUGACCUGACCUCUCACCUCUUGGUCCCUGGAGGUGCUAGUCAGUUGGGGGCGGAUCCAGCUGCACAUGCUCAUCCAGCUCACCACCACUGGAUGCAGAGGACAGGAAGUCCCUCUCUCUGGAUGGGGCAUUCAUAUGGUUUAAGCCAUGUGGGAAUGACCCCCGGCUUCCCUCCAGGCCUCCCCAGCCCUCUGCAGCCCGUCCUGGGGUCACUCACCCAAGACCCUAACUCCCCGCUGGUGGUUCUUCCUACAGAAGCCGGGCCUCAUCAUCCACUCGACGUUCUGGAGCAGUCAGGUCUGUGGCCCCCUGUAUACGGAGGCCGAAGCCCUUCUCACCUGCAGCAUCACCCUGUCUACUCUCGCUCCUCGUUCCUACGGCAACAGGAGCUGUAUGCCCUGCAGCAGCAGCAGCAGCAGCGAGCCAUGGAGCACAUGCAGCGGCACUCAAUAGGACAGAGAAAACAUGAUGAGCAUGCCAUCACCAUAGAAGACUCUCCUCAUGAAUCCUCCACAUCCAGAACUCCGUCCUCGUCUUCAUCCUCCACCUCCUCUCAUGUGGCCAAACCCUUCUCCCACACUCCUCCUCCACCAAAGACGACCACGCCAUCACCCGGGAUGUGUCCUAGCAGCCGUCAGUCACCUUGCUACCACUCCCCGUCCAGGAGAUCGCAUCCUCCGAACCCUCUUACGCCUGCACCGAGCCCGGCUGCUGCUGCCCCACGAUCUCCGGCGCUUAGCCCUGCUCCAUCACACCUGGCUAAGGGGCUUGAGAGGGGAAGUGAGAGAGGGGAGGGACAGCCACCUCAGGACUACCCACAAUCUCUAGAACCAGACCUGCCACCUGUUUACACCUAUCCUCAAAUCACCAUGGGUUACAAGGCUGGGCCCUCGCCUCCCGAGGCGCGGUUGGCUGAAGCCACAGUGGAGGCAGAGCCAGCAGAGCCUGACUCCAAGUCCCUCCCACAUCCGUACCACAUCCAGCCUCUCCCGAAAACAGACGAGAGGAGAAAGGAGCAGGAUGGGCGAGACUGUGAAGUGGUGGAAUCCCGGAGUGGAGUUUCAGAGGAAGAGAAGAAAGAAAGGACACAGGAAGGGAAAGGAUGCUCCUUCUCUGAGCCUCAGAGCGAGAUUUCUGGAUUGUCACAAUGCCCUUCCCCCACUGUGGUUCCAGAUUCGCCUGUCCUGGCCACAGGCACAGAAGCUCUCUGUCUAGGUUGCCCAGGCCAGCAGGCCGGCCUGGAGGAGCCUGGAGUGUCCACAGAGCAGGAGGAUGAUAGGAAGCAUGGAAAAGAGGACGAGGAGGAGGAAACGGGGUCUGAACCACCAGAAUGUAAAAUGUCUGUGCCUGUUGAGGAGGAGAAGAGGGAGGUGGAGGAGGAUGGAGAGAAUGUAGAGGUGGUUGACGAUGAUGACGAGGAGGGGGACAGCAGAGGGUUGAGUCCAGGAGACAUAGUGAAUCUGAUCUGUAACUCUCCUGCUCCUUCCCCAUCUUCCUCCAACCUCGCCCUCCCUCCCCCCUCCAGCUCAGUCGCUCAGCUCCAGGGCGCCUACAUGUGGAGCCUGGAGCUUCUGAUCGCUGCGUCUUUGUGCGCCACCAGAGAUGCCUUGUACCCACCUGCACCUGCUGCCCAGGCCCCGAGCCCUCCACCCCACCAUGGUAUGGAGAUACUGGGAGAACUGGCUGAGCUGGAGAUCCAGCAGAGGAGCAGGGAGGGGAAAGAGAAAGACACUGGGGGUGAAGACAUGCUGACAUUUGACCUCCACAGUCUGGCGACGCUGGCGGCCGCCCGCGCCCUGGAGAUGGGGGGAGGGGCCAUGGAUGUAGGGGCAGAGCGCCAGUGUCCAAUCAGGAAGAGGCUGAACCUGCGAAGGAAGUGCAGCUGGACACCUCGCCAUGAGCCGGUGUGCCCAGUGAAGGGCUCCAUGGAGACGAUGGGUGGGGAGGAGCUGGCCAUGCGUGUCCAGCUGGCUGAGCUACAGCGCCGCUACAAAGAGAAACAGAGGGAACUGGCCAAGCUACAGAGGAAACACGACCACCAGAAAGACGAGACGUCUCGCAGCCCUGCUCGCCGGGGGCCCGGCCGCCCCCGCAAACGCAAGUCCACCCCCGGCCCAGCUGCUGCGGAGAGCUCCAAAAGACUCCGGGCUGGACUAAAUUUACUGGAGGCAAAAGCCAGGAAGAAAAUGUCCAACCAUGGCUUCGGCAGCCUCAGUGCAGCACAGAUGAAAGCCCGCUGUAAGCACAGGGGUCGACCCAGCGCCCUGAGCUCCAGACUGGCCAGGCGGGUGACCCAGCUGAAGCAGAAAGCAGCGGCCCAGCGUGGUGCUCCAUCAGCAGGCGUGCUGCACUGCAGAGGGACCCCUGGUGUGGUGGAUGGAUCCAAGAGUUAUAGCAGACAAGGAAGUAAAGACCUGCAGCAGGAGUGGGAAGCCGGACCAACAGUAAAGAGGAAGAGGGGUCGAAAACCCAAAGUGUUGAUGGGUGUCAACCAAAACAGAGCUCACCAGAAGGACAGCCAGGCCUCAGAGAAACAGGAAGGGAGGGAAGAGAAGAGUGACAGCGUGAGCUCAGAGCAUGAGGUUGAAGAGGAGGAGGAGGACGCCAGCUACGACAGUGAAGAUGGAACCGGUGACAUCCAGAUUGGCUCAUCCUCUAAAGACGCUCCUGCAAACCCACCUGGGAUUGUGCCUUUUUCAUCACAGGCCUCCAAGCUCCAAGAGAACCAGAGAGCAAGGAGUAAGAGACCAGGUCCUCCCGGCAUGGGAAGCAAACCCACUCCAGAUCAAAGAAAAGCACCCAGAAGACCAGGCCUCUCCAGCAUAGAGAGGGGGCGUCCAGACCACCAGGGGACUAAAAAAGCAUUUCUACCCUGCUGGGGAGCCCCAUCAGUGGGCUGCAGCUUCGGGGAUGGCCGUAUGAACCACGUAGCUAUGUCAGAAGCCAACAGAGCCAACAAGGAAGCUGCGAGGAAGAGCUCAGUGGGACCAGGCAUUCUGGGAAAGGCAAAAGGCCACGCAGUGAGCCGGCUCUUGCAGAGCUUUGCUGCAAAUGACGGCUUUCGACUGGAUGAGGAGAGCAGCUUCUCUGAGGGCGAGGAAGAGGAGGAGGAGGAAGAGGAGGAGGCAAAGGAAAAAAUGUUAAUGCACCUCCCUCCCAACAUGCCUUGCAGAAUUCCAGCCCUGCCAAACUGUGUGCUGAGUAAAGAGAUGUUAGUGGAUGGGCUGAAGAUCCUGAUCUCCAAGGAGGACGAGCUGCUGUAUGCUGCCUGUGUCCAGACUCUGGAUCUGCCUGACAUAUUCAGUGUUGUAAUCGAAGGGGAACGCGGGAAUCGCCCUCGCAUCUACUCACUGGAACAACUACUACAAGAAGCAGUGCUGGAUGUGCGACCCCAGACUGAAGCAAUCUUGACCGAAGGGACUCGAGUGUGUGCCUACUGGAGUGAGCGCUCUAGAUGUUUAUACCCAGGAUAUGUCCAUCGAGGGGGUCCAGGGGAUGAGGACAAGGAGGGCAGUGUGAUGGUAGAGUUUGAUGAUGGAGACAGAGGACGGAUUUCCCUCUCAAACAUCAGACUUCUGCCUCCAGGAUAUCAAAUUCACUGCGCUGAACCCUCACCAGCACUUCUCAUCUCACCUGGCCGCCGUGGACGUCGGAGCUCCACCCAGGAGAAGAAAGAAACGCCUACUGAGAAACCAGCCAAUGGAGAUUCAGCAGGAAGACCCCAAGAGAAAAGACCAGUCGGCAGACCGAAGAAAAUCCACUCAGUGCCUAAGACUGUCAGCACAUCGACAUCAACAGACACUGUAACCAAAAGCAGCACUUCCUUAUUGAACUGGUCAGCGCCAAGAAAGAGGCCACCUGUUGACUUCUUCCUCUUCAAUGGGACAUCCCGGAAAACUCAGAGGAGAAUACGAGAGCGGGACUUAGGAUUCUUCCAUCGUCCUGCUUCCCAUCAUCUCGCGCCUCCCAUGCCUAUCAAAGGAAUCUUUGGCUCCCCUUUUGAAGGCGAUUCUUUCAGCAGCAUAGCCAACGGAUACUCGACAUUUGGAAGUCCUGGAGCAGGGCGACCUGUCCCGCCAGUGGCCUCUAUGGGGCUCAGGGACUCCCUGUCUUCUGGUUGCCCAUCAGCAGCUCCAAUGGCAGCUGGAAGCAGGAAGCCAGUGAGUGAACGAGACAGGAAACAGUUCCUGGUUAAGCUUGACCAUGAAGGCGUGACCUCUCCAAAAACAAAGAAUGGAAAAGCCCUUCUCCGGCUUGGUGGGAGUGGAGUAAGAGGGAGCAAGUAUCUCAACUCAGCAGGGGCACCAUUAAGAUACAUCCAGCCUGGCCUGCUGGCAAAGGAUGGGAAGAAGGGUGUAGCAGAGAGAGAAAACUCUGCCACUCGCUCUGAAGCUAUUCUGAGAAAGGAUCUCCUGUCAACAGGUAUCGGUGUCCAAAGUGGGGAUUAUAGUUUGGACUACCCAAGCGACUGCCCCAGUUCCUAUUCUGAGCUGGAUGAGGAUGACGAGGAUGAUGGCCAAGAUGCCGAAGCACGUAGACGAAAUGCACCAUCAACAUCCCAUCGUGGAGGCCGCUUUCUUUCUCGUCUCUCAGUCUGCUUCUCCUCAUCGUCCUCCUCUUCAUCCUCUUCCGGCUCCAUCUCCUCCUCAUCCAUUUGCUCAUCUGACAACGAUUCAUCCUACUCCUCCGAUGAAGAGUCCUCGUCUGUGCUGCUGCGCCGCGCUCUGCUCCAACAGGACAAACAUAAGCACAGACAGAACAUAACCUCCGACCACCUAAAUCCUGAUCCCACCACCUCCAACUCUUCUCCCUCCGCCAUAGCGCCACCUCAUGGCUUUGUGGCUAAAGCCAGCAUGGCUGUCUCAGCAUCCAAAGUAAGGGCUGACAGAGCCGAAGAAAGGAAGGAGUUCAUGUCAAAAGGAAGUAUGGUGGCUAACAGCAGCACAGCUAAGACCCAGCUGAAGAGGAAAGAAGGAAUUCCUAACAGCCACCAUCAGAAACAAAGCAGUCCUGUGAGCCAGCAGCCGAAACCUGCCUCCAAGGAGCCAGCAUCAGCUAAGAGGCAGCGGAUGUCUUCACCUGAGCCUCUCCCCAACAUCGCUCCCCAUCUGCCUGGACGACAGCUCUGGAGGUGGUCCGGUAACCCCACACAGAGGAGAGGUCUAAAGGGCAAAGCCCGCAAGCUUUUCUACAAGGCCAUCGUGCGGGGCAAGGAGACGGUGCGUGUCGGGGACUGUGCUGUGUUCCUGUCACCUGGGCGGCCCCAGCUGCCCUACGUGGGCAGAGUGGAGAGCCUGUGGGAGUCGUGGAGCUCCAGCAUGGUGGUCAGGGUCAAGUGGUUCUACCACCCUGAGGAGACUCGCCUCGGGAAGCGACACCGCGACGGAAAGAAUGCCUUGUAUCAGUCAAGCCAUGAGGAUGAGAACGACGUGCAGACCAUCUCCCAUCGCUGCCAGGUGGUCAGCAGAGUCGAGUAUGAUCACCUAAUGCGCGAACGUAAACCUGGCAACACGGCGAAUGAUCUUUUCUACCUGGCCGGAACCUACGAACCAACGACGGGCCAGCUGGUCAGCGCUGACGGCAUGGCCAUUGUGUCCUAGCACCUCUAGCUAGAGAGACAAAUCCAAAUAUUAACCUGACAUCUGAAGUCGACUGAUGGUCCACAAGAAGAGAUCAGGGGACAGAAGGAAACAAGACAAAGAGUUCGGGCUCUGUGUAUUGAUCUGUUCCUUUUGAGAGAAGGAGCUAGCCCCCUGGUUAAAGCCAGACAGUACUGGCACUUAAAGGAGUCUGGUGUAUCCUGGGAGAAAAAGUCUGAUCCAUGUCAGAUUUAGACUCUUUAUCAGAUGAGGCUCCCUGUCUACAGCGUGGAGUAUCUGUGACAAGAUACUGCAACUAAAGAACCAAGGACAGGAGCACUUUGGAGUACAGCCGCUUGGAUACGUGGCAGGAUGAAACUUUGGCAUGACUUACCCAGUACAGACUGGUGAGGAGGGACUUGAUGUAAACCACACUGGUUUGGAUGGUUCUUUUACUGGUAGUUUGAAGAAGCUUGGGAUUGGAGAUCCCCAACAGGACCAAAAAAAACACUGUAGUUCCAACUUUGUAAAUGCGUGAAUGCUUGUGUGUUUGCAGAUACAAUGACCCUCUUCAGCAUUUAUUGAGUAACCAGUGCUUUAGCGUGCGUGUGUUCAUGCACAGCUGCGUAGAUGACAUCACGACACGCCAUCGACAUGUGUAUUAAUCUGUCCAGUGCUUAACGUGCAGAAACACAAAUGGACUUAUUCUCCUGUAAAGCCAUACACGUCAAUACCUCUCGCUCUCGUAUCCUCGUAGGUGCGAAGACACAUGUACAAGAUUGUGAGUAUGAGCGCUGCGAGCAUGUUGGUCUGAAUGGGAAAGUCUGACUGGUGUGUGUGUACAGCAUUACCUGUAAUAUAACAUGGUGUAAAUAGUAUACAUAUAUAUUUGUUUUUUGUUGAUUUCUUUUGCAGAGUUUAUUUUAUUUAGAUUUUUUUAGAGUGGGUGGGUUUGGGUGCGUCUGACAGAGGGAGGGUUUGUUUUAUUCUCCCUUACUGCACUGAAAAGGAUCAGAAGAUUAAGGGUCAAACUGAUGUGAAGACUUAAAGCCGGCGUAAGGCCAAGGGUAGAUAUGUAGAAAGGAUGUUUUUAUAAGGAAAUCAGAAAAAGCUCUUUUUAAACAUGUCCAAACUCUUUUAUUUUCUCUUUAUUUUCUCUGUUAGGUUUGAAUGUGUGUCUCCUGUUGGGAGCAUUUUUUAACAAAAUACUGGAAAAGAAACUGAGUUUCUGCUGUUGUAUGAUCCUAAAAGAAUCUUUAUCUACUUUAGCCUGUAUUCCUAUAUGAAAUGUAGAUAUUUAUCUGGCAUCAAAAAUACCAAAGCACCUGUAAGUUUACGCUUCAUCACAUUAGAAGAAAACAAUUUUAUUAAAAAAAAAAAAGACUUCAUUCAAUCAAAUCUGAAUCCGGGACCCCUGCAAUCACUGAGGUAUUUUUAAGUCGAGUUUCUUCUCGUUGUGUGCUCGUGUUCAUCCGGCGUUGCUAUGACAGCCUCUGAGAAACGUUGCAGCAACAUUGUCUGCACACCGCCCAGCUGAUGCACUUGAGGUCUCCAUGGCAGCCAGAAUGGCAUCACGUGACUGUGAAGGACAAUCAGAGCCAAUCAAUGGGACAAUGUUGAGAGACAAAAACAAAAAGAUAAGGAUCAAAUCACAAAUUAUGCUUCUUGUCACUUUUAUUCCUGCUUUGCCAAAAAAACUGUCUCUGUGUGUUUUAUGUUUGCUUCUUUUUACCAUUGUCUGACUGUUUAUGCAAGCCUGUGACAACUGUUUGUUGUCAGUGUAUAGGAUGUACAGGGGGAAGAACAUAAAUGUCAUUUUUCUUUUUUUUAGGACUUUUAACAACCAUGUUGCUGUUACACUGCAAAGCAAAAGCUUUAAAAGGAAUCUAAUGUGAAACUCAACUUUAAGAUAUCACUUUAAUGGGUCUUUAAUGUUUUUUUAUUUCAAAGCUGUAUUUUCUUUAAGAAACACUGGAUUCAGUUCUAGACAUCACAUUUUGAAAGAAGCAACAUCAAUGUGUUUUUUAGACCCACUGGAAAUCUGCUUUGUAUGGUUGAGAUAGCCUACUAAAAUAUAUUAUGUAAUUUCAGUCACUCUUCUGGAAAUAUGACUUCCAUAUUUCCUCAUGUACAAAAGGAAAAAAUUAUUUAUCUUAAUUUUAUUGCCUUUUUGUGUUUCA